AUUUAAGGCAGAGGGGCGGCGGCAGGCAGCAGCUGCGCUACGGUUGCUCUGGGAGGAGUGGACCCAGCAAAAAUCUCGACCAUGACCCCCCACAGACUGCUGCCACCACUGCUGCUGCUAACUCUGCUGCUCGCUGCCCGCCCUGCAGGCGCCUUGGCACGGUGCCCAGGCUGCAGGCAGGGGGUGCAAGCGGGUUGUCCAGGGGGCUGCGUGGAAGAGGAGGGCGCGGGGCAGCCGGCAGAGGGUUGUGCGGAAGCUGGGGGCUGCCUCAGGAGGGAGGGGCAGCAGUGCGGGGUCUACACCCCUAACUGCGCCCCAGGACUGCAGUGCCAGCCGCCGGAGGAAGAGGAGGCUCCUCUGCGGGCGCUGCUGCUGGGCCGAGGCCGCUGCCGCCCGGCGCGCGCGCCCACGGGGGAGAAUCCUAAGGAGAGUAAACCCCAAGUGGGGACCACUCGCCAACAGGACGUGAACCGCAGAGACCAACAGAGGAACCCGGGGACCUCUACCACUCCCUCCAGGCCCAAUUCUGGGGGUGUCCAAGACACUGAGAUGGGCCCAUGCCGCAAACAUCUGGACUCAGUGCUACAGCAACUUCAGACUGAAGUCUUCCGAGGCUCUCACACCCUCUACGUGCCUAAUUGUGACUAUCGGGGCUUCUACCGGAAGCGGCAGUGCCGCUCUUCCCAGGGGCAGCGCCGAGGUCCCUGCUGGUGCGUGGAUCGGAUGGGCCAGCCCCUGCCAGCAUCCUCAGACAGCAAUGGAGGCUCUCCCUGCUCCACCGGGAGCAGUGGCUAAGGCUGGGUGGUGACCCGCAGGGUCACUGGCAGGAGUAUGGGGCUGUCAUAUGGGGUCAUUUGUUGAGUAAUGAGUAACUCAGCGCCCUGAGUCCCACACUCCACCUUCAGGUCCUGCCCCAUUGUCCCCCUCAUCCCUGGGACAUCACACAUGGAAAGAUUGUUGGUGUUGGCUUGGGGUGUUAAUAAAGCCGUGUUGGGGGUCUCUG
Molossus molossus (Pallas's mastiff bat) is the source of this 1003-nucleotide messenger RNA. It is a transcript of the gene IGFBP6, whose product is annotated as insulin like growth factor binding protein 6. The transcript is spliced from 4 exons. Gene Ontology annotation, biological process: regulation of insulin-like growth factor receptor signaling pathway. Gene Ontology annotation, cellular component: extracellular region. Gene Ontology annotation, molecular function: insulin-like growth factor II binding; fibronectin binding; insulin-like growth factor I binding. NCBI's taxonomy places the organism in Eukaryota, Metazoa, Chordata, Mammalia, Chiroptera, Molossidae. The coding region runs from base 82 to 795 and encodes 237 amino acids. The record is from RefSeq and is a predicted model, not a curated record.